AUGAGUGAAGAAAUGGAAGUGGACAACUACGAAAGGCAACGCUCGCGUUCGCCAGUGCGUGACUCGAGACGUGAUAGAUCUCGCUCGCCAGCCAGAGGCCCUCCUCGUCGCAGACUCGAAGACAGAAUUGGCGAAAGAGGUGGACGUGGCUUUCGUGGAGGAGACAGGGGAUUUCGUGGAGGCCGUGGGGGCCGUGGGGGUGAUUUCAGAGACCGUGGUCGUUUCGACCGUAGAGGCCCACCAUCCCGUGAUUUUGCUCCUCGUGCCUCCGAGCCCAGAAACCACGAAAAUACCGUUUUUGUGGGAAAUUUGCCAUUCUCGUGUGAAUGGUAUCAGCUGAAGGACCACUUCAAAGAGAUUGGAGAGGUUGUUCGUGCCGACAUCAUUGUUCGUGGUGGCCGUUCCCGGGGAAUGGGCACUGUGGAGUUCCAGGAUUACCAAACCGCGCAGGAUGCCAUUGCAAGAUAUGACCACACCACUUUCUUGGAGCGCGAGAUUUUUGUGCGGAUGGACCAACCUCCUCCAGAGGAGGCUGCAAGACCUGCUCGUGAAGAGAGGGUUCGUGAAAGAGAGCCCAGAGACGCACCCAAGGGCUUUGAGAUCUACGUCGGAAACCUUGCCUACAGAACCACAUGGCAGGAUUUGAAGGACGUGUUCCGGGAUGCUGGAAGCAUUGUCCGGGCCGAUGUUGGGCUUGACCGCAAUGGCCGUUCUCGUGGCUACGGUCUGGUGUACUUCGAGACCAAGGAAGACGCCGACCGUGCCAUUGAGAUGUUCAACGAUUACGAACUCGAGGGAAGAAGAUUGGAGGUCAGACAUCCCCGGUCCCGCCAGGAGCCCGAGGACCGCAACUCAGACUUCAACAGAGGUGUUUCUGGGGACGGUGAGCCCUCAGCGGAGAUCUAUGUCGACAACUUGCCAUGGGCCACUACCAACGAGGAUCUGGUCGACCUGUUUGCCAAUAUUGGCUCGGUAGACAAAGCAGAGGUCCAGUACAACGAUUUCGGCAAGGCGUCUGGAAGGGCUGUUAUCAGGUUCCAGGACGAGGAGAGUGCUGCUUCUGCCAUUGCCAAGUUGGACAACUACGAGUACGGUAGACGCAAUCUCAAGAUCACCUAUGCUCGCAGACCCGAGUCAAGUGCUCCAGCCCAGACCGAAAGUGUUGCCGAGGCUGCUCCUGAGGCUGCCGAGACUACUGAGGCUGCGCCAACUGAGGAUGAUAUCGAGCUAGAAGCUUAG
This is a messenger RNA of Kuraishia capsulata CBS 1993, 1239 nucleotides long. RefSeq lists its product as uncharacterized. Gene Ontology annotation, cellular component: cytoplasm; nucleus. The transcript is spliced from 2 exons. The coding region runs from base 1 to 1239 and encodes 412 amino acids. The record is from RefSeq and is a predicted model, not a curated record. Gene Ontology annotation, molecular function: mRNA binding. NCBI's taxonomy places the organism in Eukaryota, Fungi, Ascomycota, Pichiomycetes, Pichiales, Pichiaceae.